UUUUUUAUUUCGUCUCUUUUACCAGUAUACUUACUUUGUUUUAAUAGUUCUCCUGGUUGUUUUGUUUGAACAACUAUUCCAAGUAUGAUUCUAGAUCUAUGUUUGGAAUAGUGAUGAGAUUAUUUUAUUUAUAGAAGUGUUUAUAUAUUUAUCUGCUAACUAGAUUAACACGUUUUUUUCUUAAAUUUCAGAGGGAUCUUGUUCUUGAAGUGAUAUAUCAACUAACUAUCUAUUCUUGUUAUAAUUAGAUCAAUCAUGAUUCAAUCAUUAUGAUAUUACUUCAUCCACAUUUAACUUUGAAAUUGCAGAUAUGGCACCUAGGGGGGGUGGACGUUGUAGAUAUUCUGGAAAAAGGACAGAAGAUCCAGUGGCAUCUCCUCUAAUGUCGAGUUUCGCACGUGAUCAAGCAUCAUCAUUGCCUGAACUGCCAACACCAGUUACGCCAGAUUCAGUUGUAGUCAACAUAUCGGGACCAUCUUCAUCUGUGGGGAUCGAAAUACCAAGGAAUGACAUUGUAUCCACAACUUUGUCAAAUACAACUGAUGGUACCCGCAUCCCAAUUGAAAUCGUCAUGGGACGUUUGGAGCCAAGUAACAAUGUAUCUCGGGCGAUCACAAAAAUCUUUAAGGAAAAAUUGGAUCCUGAAGGACAUGAUUGGAAGUCAGUUACACCAGAGAUUAAGGACUUCUACUGGGAGGAGUUUAAGGUAAACCAUACUACCUGGGUUUUUUUUGUAACUAUUGAUUUUGUUACGAAAGUAAAACCAUACAGCUCAAACAAGAACAAAAUAAAAACAUAGUUGAUGAAAUAGAAACACUACAACUAGCUAAAAGAUAAACUUAGGUUGCUUCAUCUGCUACAUCUAGAACAAGAGAAAAUAUUUAGGGAUACAAGUUCAUAGUUUCUAACAAUGCAGUCAAUUUCCUAUUGUUAUUACUCUUUUGAAACACCUCUUGGAUAACUUGUCUAACUAAACUUCAGGUCGUCUUUGUGUGCCUUUGAAAACACAUGGAUUCCUUUCAAUUCAAAUAUGGUAUACAUUACCAGCCUAGAAAGUUCUAUAUAUAUCUGCUUUGGGACUCUUUCCUUUCAUUAAGUUACUCACCCAUUCUACUUCAUCCCUCCUUC
Molecule: messenger RNA, 1128 nt
Organism: Solanum tuberosum (potato)
Lineage: Eukaryota; Viridiplantae; Streptophyta; Magnoliopsida; Solanales; Solanaceae
Exons: 2
Coding region: 311-799 (162 amino acids)
Source: RefSeq, a predicted model, not a curated record